Kalmanozyma brasiliensis GHG001 is the source of this 519-nucleotide messenger RNA. Its product is annotated as protein of unknown function DUF336. The transcript has a single exon. Gene Ontology annotation, biological process: post-translational protein targeting to endoplasmic reticulum membrane. The record is from RefSeq and is a predicted model, not a curated record. The coding region runs from base 1 to 519 and encodes 172 amino acids. Gene Ontology annotation, cellular component: TRC complex. NCBI's taxonomy places the organism in Eukaryota, Fungi, Basidiomycota, Ustilaginomycetes, Ustilaginales.
AUGGCGUCCGUUGGUUUCAUCGACCUGCCACUGCAGGAGCAGAUCGGCCUCAUCGAGCAGCACGAAGCCACACACCGUCUUUCCAGCCUCGACAACGCCGUCGCUUUCGAACUGGGUUCGCUAAUCCGCACUUUCUUCCUUGCCAAGUACGACGCGGCGAAAGAGGGCAUCGUGAUCUCGAUCGCGCUCUUCUCUGGACACACGCUCUUCUCGUGCGCCGUUGGCAACCCACGAAAGCUUGGGCCCGACAACUGGGACUGGGUCAGGAGAAAGGCUAACACCGUCAGAAGGUUCGGUCUGUCCAGUUUUCUCGUUGGCCGCACUCGCUUGCUCAAGGGCAAAGAGCUCGACGGGCUAGGACCCGACUAUGCUGCUCAUGGCGGUGGUUUUCCAAUCAACGUCGAGGGAUGCAGCGCAGGGCCAGUCGGCGCAAUCGUCGUGUCCGGCCUGAAGCAGGAGGACGACCACUAUCUCAUUGUCAACGCGCUCGCUGAUUUCCAGAAGAAGGAUCAGAUCUAG